AUGGCUAGCAGAACUCAGUUUGAAAAUAGCAACGAGGUCGGGGUGUUCUCCAAAUUGACCAACUCAUACUGUCUUGUCGCCGUGGGCGGCUCCGAGAAUUUCUACUCCGCCUUUGAGGCCGAGCUUGGAGACGUCAUCCCAAUAGUAAGAACCACCAUUGCCGGUACCCGUAUUGUCGGUCGUAUGACUGCUGGAAACAGACGUGGUCUUUUGGUGCCUACGCAAACCACGGACCAGGAGUUGAUGCAUUUGAGAAACUCGUUGCCAGACAGUGUGAAGAUUCAGAGAGUCGAAGAGAGGCUCUCCGCCUUGGGAAAUGUCAUUUGUUGUAACGACUAUGUGGCGCUUGUGCACCCCGACAUUGAAAGAGAAACCGAGGAGUUGAUUGCAGACGUACUUGGUGUGGAGGUGUUUCGUCAGACCAUUGCAGGUAACGUGUUGGUAGGUUCCUACUGUUCCCUUUCUAACCAGGGCGGCCUAGUUCACCCACAGACAAGCAUCCAGGACCAAGAGGAGUUGUCCUCGCUUUUGCAAGUGCCACUUGUGGCUGGUACUGUGAACAGAGGUUCUUCUGUUGUUGGUGCAGGUAUGGUUGUAAACGACUGGUUGGCCGUGGCUGGUUUGGAUACCACUGCACCAGAGCUUUCGGUGGUGGAAUCCAUCUUCAGGUUGCAGGAUGCCCAGCCUGAUGCUAUCGCGGGCAACUUGAGAGACACUUUGAUUGAAACUUACACGUAA
This is a messenger RNA of Candidozyma auris, 738 nucleotides long. Its product is annotated as translation initiation factor 6. The record is from RefSeq and is a predicted model, not a curated record. Gene Ontology annotation, biological process: assembly of large subunit precursor of preribosome; maturation of LSU-rRNA; ribosomal subunit export from nucleus. The transcript has a single exon. Gene Ontology annotation, cellular component: preribosome, large subunit precursor; nucleolus; cytosol. Gene Ontology annotation, molecular function: ribosomal large subunit binding. The coding region runs from base 1 to 738 and encodes 245 amino acids. Lineage: Eukaryota; Fungi; Ascomycota; Pichiomycetes; Serinales; Metschnikowiaceae.